AUGCCAGCCGUCGUUGAACACUCGGUCACCACGGAGGUGCCUGGACCCGUGUCCAAGGCGAGCGCAAAGAAGCUCGACGCAUUCUUCGACGCCCGUGCCGUAUACUUUGUCGUCGACUACGACAAGAGCUCUGGAAACUAUAUCGUGGAUGUCGACGGCAAUAAGUAUCUCGAUGUCUACUCGCAGAUCGCCUCCAUCCCGGUUGGCUACAACAACCCCACUCUCAUCGAGGCUGCCAAGUCACCCGAGAUGAUCUCGGCCCUUGUCAACAGACCUGCCAUCGGCAAUUUCCCCUCGGCAUUCUGGCACGACCUCCUCCAGGAUGGUUUGAUGAAGGUGGCUCCCGAGGGCCUGAACCACAUCUUCACCGCCCAAUCCGGCUCUGAGGCCAACGAGCUGGCCUACAAGGCUGCCUUUAUGCUCUACCGUCGCCGCGAGCGUGGUGAUGCCGAGUGGUCAGAUGAGGAAGUCCGCUCUUGCCUUCACAACACCACCCCUGGCUCCCCCGAACUCGCCAUUCUCAGCUUCAAGAACUCUUUCCACGGCCGAGGCUUCGGCAGUUUGUCUACCACCCGGUCAAAGGCCGUUCACAAGCUAGACAUACCCUCUUUCAACUGGCCCCAGGCCUCCUUCCCCGCGCUGAAGUACCCCCUCGAGAAGCACGCGGCCGAGAACGAUGCUGAGGAGAAGCGCUGCUUGGAGGAGGUUGAGAAGCUGAUCCAGAGCUGGCACUGCCCCGUUGCCGCCAUCAUCGUCGAGCCUAUCCAGUCCGAGGGCGGUGACAACCACGCGUCCCCGGCUUUCUUCCAGGGUCUUCGUGACAUCACAAAGAAGCACAACGUUGUCAUGAUCGUUGAUGAGGUCCAGACUGGUUUCGGUGCUACUGGAAAGUUCUGGGGACACGCCCACUGGGACCUUACCUCCCCUCCUGAUAUCGUCACCUUCUCCAAGAAGGCUCAGACUGCCGGCUACUUCUUCGGCGACCGCAUGUUGGUCCCCGACAAGGCCUACCGCCAGUUCAACACUUGGAUCGGUGACGCUGCUCGUGUCAUUGUCUGCAAGGCUGUUGUUGAAGAGAUCCUGAACAAGAAACUUGUUGAGCAAACUGCUCGCGUUGGAGAUGCCCUCUACUCCGAGAUGGAGAAGCUUGCCCAGAAGUACCCUGACCACGUUCAGAACCUGCGCGGCAAGGGCCAGGGAACCUACAUCGCUUUCGAUACACAGAGUGCGGCAGCCGUUACGAGCUCAAUGAAGCGUCUUGGCGUCAACGUUGGCGCUUGCGGCAAGGAGACCAUCAGACUCAGGCCCAUGCUUAUCUUCGAAGAGGCUCACAUUCCCAUUUUGAUGUCAGCAUUUGAGAAGACCUUUUCGUCCUUGUAA
This is a messenger RNA of Colletotrichum graminicola M1.001, 1380 nucleotides long. RefSeq names its product 4-aminobutyrate aminotransferase. The transcript has 7 exons. Gene Ontology annotation, cellular component: mitochondrion. Gene Ontology annotation, molecular function: pyridoxal phosphate binding. The record is from RefSeq and is a predicted model, not a curated record. Gene Ontology annotation, biological process: GABA catabolic process. The coding region runs from base 1 to 1380 and encodes 459 amino acids. NCBI's taxonomy places the organism in Eukaryota, Fungi, Ascomycota, Sordariomycetes, Glomerellales, Glomerellaceae.